AUGAAGGCAGCGCAAAACCUCAAGAACCGCAUUUCAAGCCCCUUCGACUUCCAACACCUUACGCAUACCAACCGGCACCAUUUCGCCGCAUUGGAAGAAGCCACCGAAAAUGAGCUUGCUGCUGGUUUCCGCGCGGUCCGAGCCUCACAGGCGCCUCGUCGCAAUCUUAACGGUAUCAAGGCGCAAGACUUACACUCUUCGAACUGCUCAGAAGAAGAUUUGGUGGGCCUUGAGCGACGGUCCAUCUCUGCUAUGGAACUCAGGCCGCCACCCGAUUUUAUCGAUCACGUCGUCGAAGCGCAAGAGCCCGCCGCAUCCCCCGAAAGCUCGAUGCGACCCUCACUUCGGCAAAGUCGUUCCGUGGAGAGCUUUUCACGACCAGGGGUCAAUGCUCGUACGCACCGCCAUACCCAAUCUGCCAACCCACCGCCUCGAGGAUCAUCCCGUCCUCCAGUCGCCGGUCAUGAUGACGCACAAGAUACUGUUUCGAUGCGCACGAACAGACAGUCGGGUGUGUGGGAUAGUCUGGCCCCAUUGAGUCCCACACGUAUGGGUGGGGCCCUUUCUAGUAUGGCUGAAGAACCCGACUACGUCGGACACGCCCUAACGACACCCGAUGAUUCGGCUAUACAUCCUUUCACUCCUCCAUUCAGUCCCGGUCUUGAGGACGUUGCAGAGGAGCCAGAGCGCUUCAUUAGCCCUAGGCCUGCACCCCCGCCACCAACCAAGUCUCCGAAGUCCCCUCGAUCUCCUCGAUCGCCCUCUCAUGGAUCCUUCUCUCUCAGUCAGCGAUCCCCCGUUGCCAAGUCGCACGCUCGAAGAGACUCACAUGUGUUACCAAAGCAGCUAAAUACGCAGAGCAUGAUGCAGUCUACAACGCAGAUGUCGGAGACCCUCGCGUCUCCUGGCCUCACUCGCAAAUACUCAAUCAGGAAGCCGCCUAGUGCUCGAAGAAAGUCAAAUACGUGGAGAGUGAUUGAAGAGUCUUGGGAAGAUGACAUUGACUACAUCUACGAUAACGCUCUAGAGGCCGAGUGCGAGCUGGACUGGGAUGGGAACAACGACGAUUGUGACCAUUCACCUGAGCAACAGCCUCACCAACAGAGAACCACCAUUGCGUCGAGUUCGAGCGCAGUACCGUCGCCGAUGAUAGAAGAAGAGCCACCAUUGAGUCCAAGUCUGUUUGCCGGCAACUUUCGUGCGUCGUUGCUUGUCCCGAACAUGAAUAAUGUCCCCGAUUUGGAACCAAGAUCUGCCAUUUCCAGCUCUACAACGAGCGUGCAAACGCCUUCUGAUUACUUCAACCCCCAGGGUCCGUUUGGCGAAGCUGGCCGCUUCAGUUUUACGCCGUCGCUCAAAGAGCAGAUCCCUCGCGAGGAUAUGUACGACAACCUUCUGGCAGAUUAUGAAGGAUCGGACAAACAUUUUCCGCUUCUUGAACCGAUCAGAAGUGUUGCCAGCUCGACGCGCAGCAGCCAUGUCCGAGCUAGUAAGUGCAGCUCUUACGACAGUAGCAUGAUUUCCAGUGGCCAUGGUUCAGGCUCAUGGACAGCAGGCAUUCGUCGUUCUGCAGGCUCUGCAGGGAGCCUUCCAGAGCUUGUUCACUCUUCGCGUGCCCCUCGUCAGGAUCUCUCUACGGUUGUUGACAAGCUUGCUGAGGACAUGGGCACAUUCAACACUCAAGACGAGAUCGACCUUGAAGACGACGAGGCUACUCCGCCAGGUCACACUUCACAAGAACGAACGUUCUUCGCCUCGGACGAUGAGCAAGAACCGACGAACUUGGUGCAGACUGCCCUCGACGCAGAGAUGAAGACUUCUCUUGAAUUAGCUCGUCAGGGCUCCACUGCUUCUUCAUCUCGGUCUCGAGCACACAAAUAUGCUUCUUCUGAAGGAGUUGCCAAGCUACUUACCCCGAGCAGCACCACUCGGAGCAGGGCCGAGAGCGUGCCACAGAAAGCUCGACUGAGCCUCUUCCCCACGCCGCCCAAGAACUAG
Didymosphaeria variabile is the source of this 1998-nucleotide messenger RNA. RefSeq lists its product as uncharacterized. Bases 1 to 1998 code for a protein of 665 amino acids. NCBI's taxonomy places the organism in Eukaryota, Fungi, Ascomycota, Dothideomycetes, Pleosporales, Didymosphaeriaceae. The record is from RefSeq and is a predicted model, not a curated record. The transcript has a single exon.